ACCCGACUGCGUUUUGGAACAGGGUCGUGCAUCAAGCCCAAUUUUCCAUACACCCUUACGAGCUCGCCAGACGUGUUUGGAUUUGCCAGUAUGUUGGAUCACAGCGACGAUCUGGACAUUAUCAUGUUCAUGGGUGACUUCAUCUACGCUGAUCUGCCAAUGUACUUUGGAACUAGUGCUGAAGAUUAUCGCCGGCUCUACCGGCAGGUGUAUAUGGCACAAUCGUCGCGCCAACUGUUGCGAAAGGUGCCCAUGCUCCACGUUUACGACGACCACGAAAUCAAGAAUAACUGGCAUAACCAGGACGACAUGCCCAUGGGUAAUGCAAUGAUUGCAUACAACGAAUACAACGGUCUGCCGAAUCCGCCGCCAGAGCUCCCCGCCCACUCGUACUACAACUUCACAUACGGCAAUAUUGCCUUCUAUGCCUGGGACACCCGGCGCUACCGCACGCAAUGGGAAGAUGGCAGUGACAGCGACGGCAGCGCGACGAUGCUGGGCCACGAUCAGAAGCACCAUUUCUUCCAAUGGCUCAAUGAGGUCAACCACACGGCUGCCGUCAAGUUUGUCGUUUCGUCUGUACCUCUGACCUCGGGAUGGUCCAGCACGGAUGCUAGCCAGGACACCUGGCGCGGGUAUCCGACCGAACGUGCAGAAAUUUUGGCGCUCACAAAGGAUGUACCCAACCUAUUUUUCCUCUCGGGCGACCGACAUGAAAUGGCUGCCGUUGAACUUCCCUCAGGGAACAUUGAGUUUUCCACGUCACCCAUCAGCCAAUUCACGUUUCCGCUU
Molecule: messenger RNA, 792 nt
Organism: Kickxella alabastrina
Lineage: Eukaryota; Fungi; Kickxellomycota; Kickxellomycetes; Kickxellales; Kickxellaceae
Product: PhoD-like phosphatase-domain-containing protein
Exons: 1
Source: RefSeq, a predicted model, not a curated record